Molecule: messenger RNA, 4905 nt
Organism: Hydractinia symbiolongicarpus
Lineage: Eukaryota; Metazoa; Cnidaria; Hydrozoa; Anthoathecata; Hydractiniidae
Product: condensin complex subunit 1-like
Exons: 31
Coding region: 78-4397 (1439 amino acids)
Biological process (GO): mitotic cell cycle; mitotic chromosome condensation; meiotic chromosome condensation
Cellular component (GO): nucleus; condensed chromosome, centromeric region
Molecular function (GO): histone binding
Source: RefSeq, a predicted model, not a curated record
AAUGCUUCCAAAGCAUCUGGUUUGUAUUAUCAGCUGUAUUGAAGUUGUAUCUCUAAAAGUUUCAGGAUUUAAACAUAAUGGAUAUAGAAUUUUCCAUCCCUCUGAACAAGGAAGAUUUAUUAUCAAAUAAUAGUGAUGGCUACAGUGUGAAAAACAUUAUUGAGCCUGCAUCAAUAGAUGAAAAACUAGAAGACUGCAAUGUUGAUUAUCGGAAUGAAGGUCCAACGGCUAUAUUAAAACAUUUUGAUACAUUUUAUAGUGUGCUGCACCAUAUGGGACGACUUAAAGACGAGAUAAAAGCAAAUACUUGGGAAAUUGUACUGUCAAACAUUAUCAUUCAUAUUAAUAGUCUACCAAUGCUGCUUGAUCCAGAAGGUAUUGAUGUUCAAACCCAAAGACAACAGUUAUGUACUCUAAAGAUGGAGAGUUAUAUCUUAACACAAUUGAUGGAGGCAUUCGAAAGUGAUGCAACAAAACCAGUAAUAACAGAUGCUGCUAAGAAAGGGAAGUCUAAUAAAAAGAAAUCACACGAAAACUGGGAUUGGAACACAGAACGAAACCGUGCACUAACAGCAAUAAACCAACUAAUUCAACUUGAAAUUCAAAGAUUGUGGGAUCCUCCUAUAGUAGAAGAAGAAUACACCAAUUUGUUCAGUGGUGUAUGUUAUAAACUGCUUGAGAACCAACCUUUUGUACGCCAGAAGGAGGACAGAGAUGUAGUGUUUCAAAUUUUGGGACAUUUGAUCAAACGAUUUAAUCACCAACUAGGAGCAAGUUUAAAAAUAAUACAGUUGCUACAACAUUUCGAAUACUUGGUUUCUCCAUUAGCACAAGCAUUAGGAACAUUUGUGAUAGAUUUCGGUGCUAAAAAUUUGGUUGGUGACAUUAUCAGAGAGAUUGGUAGAAUGGAUGCGUCAGAUUUAUCUAGAGACACAAGUGGAACAAGGUCAUUUUCACAAUUUAUUGUUGAAAUUGCAGAUAAAAUGCCAUCUUAUGUUUUACCAAAUAUAAGUCUGCUGAUGUCACAUUUAGACGGUGAUUCUUACACAAUGAGAAAUGGUGUUCUUGGUGUAUUUGGGGAAAUUGUUAUUAAAGUUUUAAGCAAAGAAGACCUUGACGAUAACAUGAAAAAAUCAAGGGAAAGUUUUCUUGACAGAUUGGAGGAUCACAUACAUGAUGUUCAUGCAUUUGUCAGAAGUAAAGAUUUGCAGAUAUGGUUACAUCUCUGUCAAGAAAAGUCUAUACCGAUUUCAAGACAAGCUCGCAUUGUUGAUUUGGUGAUUGGUCGACUGCAUGAUAAGUCAAGCCAAGUUCGAAAAUAUGCAGUACAGUUUUUGAAAGUGUGCUUAAUUGGUAAUCCAUUUGCGGCAAAGUUACCAAUGGAGCAGCUAACAUCAAGCUUAGAAAAAGAAAUUGAAAAACUUAAAGAAAUGAAUCCUGAAAAGGAUAGUCACGAUGAGACUGUUGUUAACAAUUCCAACAAGGAAUGCUCUGAUGAAUGGCUGAAAAUUAUAGAUGAUAUCAAAAAAGCUCUUGAAGAACAUUUUUCUGAUAAUAAAAUGGACCAAACCCUUGAAGAAAUUGAGCUUUAUGAAGACGAUGAUGAUGCACUUGAUAAAGCUAUCCUCCAAAUACAAAAGUACCUAAAGGACAAUGAGUAUAAAAAUGGCAUAAGACAUUUAAUAGCGGCAAUGGAAACUUGGAGUGAUUGUGAGGAUUUUCAUGUAGACCAAAAGGAUAUAGAAAGUGACAAUAUACCUACUGGUGCAGAAGAAACAGCUGACAAGACUUUAACAGAAGAUCCGUCCACCCCAAAAGAAAAGGAACACACUGAUUCUGAUGCAUUAAUGAAAAAAUGUUUUGUUUUACUUAAAAAAAUAUUUCAUGUUUCAUCUAUAACAGCAGAUGAAGAAGAUAUGGAGCUUGAUUUAGAAGCAGCAACACAAGUGGAACAACCUGAAACAAAUCCUGUUCUAAAUGCUGAACUAGAAAAACAAAAAGUUCUUGUGAAAUAUUUGCAAGAUUGUGUUCAAUUCGCACAACAAAUGCGUCGCGCCAUACCAAUUUUGUGUCAGCUUCUUGGAUCGAAGGCUAACUCAGAUGUGUUGGAGACUAUUGACUUCUUCAUUGCUGCUCAUGAAUUUGGAUUGACGCAAUCAGAGGAAGGAAUACGAAGAAUGGCUAACUUAAUAUGGUCACGUGAUCCUAUUGUAAAGAAAGCUGUAGUUAGUGCAUUUGAAAGGUUGUACAUUGAUGUGUCUUGCGACGGCGAAAGAAACAAAGCAAAUUUAAUUGUGAAGAGUCUGAUGUCGUUGAUAACCAAAGCUAAUCUUGGUGAACUGACGUCACUAGAGGAACUGUUGUGUGAGUUGAUGAAAAUGGAUUUGAUCCCUUCCUCUGUCACUCAAUUGUUGUGGCAGCAGUUUGCGUUAAAAAUGCCACAAACAACAUACGAAGAGCAACGAGGAUCCCUAAUCAUUCUAUCCAUGAUUGCCGGUGCUGAAAAAGACAUCAUCAAGUCUAAUCUUGGCGUUCUUGUUGAACACGGCUUAACGUACAAUAAGAAUUACUUGCUAGCACGAGAUACAUGUGCAGCCAUACUAAAACUAACUGCUAAGUCAACAAAAUUUGGUAGCUCGUCAGCUGAACCUUUUCGCUUAGCGUCUGAUCAUGAUUUGUUUUCACGACUGGAGGAAUUAUUAACACAAGGAUUGACCAAUAUAAGUGAUAUGAGCUGGACGCCGUUUUGUGAGCAAGCUCUUACAGUUAUAUAUCACCUUGCUGAAUUGCCUGAUCAAAUAUGUGGGCGCAUUGUAAAAUGUAUGACAAAAACUCUGAUGGGCGGUAUGGAGGUUGAUCAAGUGGAAGAAGAACCAGAAAAUGAUGACAUAUUUCCUAAAGCAUCCCAAACCUCUGGUUACAAAGCCCAUCCAAGAAUCGUUGCCCGUGUUUUAUCUGCUGCUGGCCAUAUAGCUCUUCUUGAGUUGUUUCACUUGGACGUUAGUGUGUUCGGCGAGUUAAAGCGAAGACAUCGUGUGAGGGAGGAAGAAAAAGAGAAGAAAGGACAAAAGACGAAAAAGACACCUGGUAGAAGAAAUGGAAGGGAUAGUUCUGCAAGCACUAUUAAUUCAAAAGGGGAUACUGGUGUUGAGGAUGAGUUGGGUGUGGGCGGUGCUGUUGCUGAAGAUGCAGAAGCUGAGUAUAUACGAAAAGUUUGUGAACACGAAAUCGUCACAGGUCAAAAUCUUUUAAGCAUAUUCGCACCAGUGGCUGUUCUUAUUUGCAGCAAUCCAACUAAAUACAAGAAUGUGGAAUUACAAUCUGCAGCGUCUUUAGCGUUAUCAAAAUUUAUGUUGGUCAGUUCUGAUUUUUGCGAUCAACAUCUUCGUCUGUUGUUUACAAUACUAGAAAAGAGCGACUUGCCUGCUGUUCGUUCCAAUGCUAUCAUUACACUGGGGGAUUUAACAUUUAGAUUUCCAAAUCUUAUCGAGCCAUGGACACCUCAUCUUUAUGCACGUCUUCGUGACCCCUCUGUUGAAGUGAGAAAAACGGCGGUGACAAUUCUUACACACCUUAUAUUGAAUGAUAUGGUUAAAGUGAAAGGCCAGAUCAGUGAAAUGGCUGUUUGUUUGGAAGAUAAAGAAGAAAAAAUCGCUUCGUCAGCAAAAAUGUUCUUCUUUGAGCUCGCUCAAAAGGGUAAUGCUCUUUAUAAUAUUGCACCAGAUAUUAUCAGUCGCCUCUCUGAUCCAGACUCUGGUGUAGAUGAAAAAACGUUUCGCACGAUUAUGAAAUACCUUCUGCAAUUUAUACAAAAAGACAAGCAAGCCGAAUCAUUGGUGGAGAAGCUUUGUCAUCGUUUCAGAGCUACGAGAACUGAUCGGCAAUGGCGUGAUCUAUCUUAUUGUUUAUCGGUACUACCAUACAAUGAGAAAGCUUUUAAAAAGUUAAUGGAGAACAUUCGUUGUUACCACGAUAAACUCUCUGAUGAGGAAGUGUUUAACUGUUUUAACAAUAUUAUCACGAAAUCCAAGAAGUUCGCCAAAGUAGAGCUGAAGACAUUAGUUGAAGAAUUUGAAGUAACUUUAAACGCUUUCCAUACAAGAGGUGCGGAAGAAAAUGCCGAUUUUGAUAAAGCAGCAAAAGCGCUGUCAUUGGCUGCUUCUCAAACCAAUACACGGAACGCAACAGAGCCCGGUGCAAGAAGAAAGAAGAAAGCCUCUAGUCGUUCAAAGAAGAAAGCUUGGGAAGUAGAAAAUAGCGACGAAGAUGGAGAAGAUAUGGGUAAAGAGAAUACGCCACUACCAGGCAGAGGAAAACGUAAGAACUUGACAAGGGGGAAGAAAACAGUAGCGCGGUUGAAUCCAACAUUUUCAAGCGACGAUGAUAUGUUCGAAUAAAUUAAUUCUUCCAUCAGUUAUUCCUGACACAGUAGAACAGUAGAAAUAUUCUGAACUUCCUAUGUUUUAUAGUCUUCCUCUUUAUAAGAGAGCAGGUUUUAAUAUUGUAAUUAUACGUCAAGUAAGGCUUUCUCUGUGGGUAUCCUGUCCUCGACCUUUAGUAUUUUAUGCUAAAUUCUAUCGUGAAGUUUUGAUAAGUUGUGGUCUUUGCCAAUCUCGAUGUGUUAAAGUGCUGAAACAACGAACCCAACUAAAAUAAAUCGAUAUUUUACUAAUUGUAAAUAAAGGAAGCGACUCAAAGCUAUAUUUUUGUUAGGCGAUAAAAAGAUAUUCUGGUAUUUUCUUUUUCUUCACAAUAUGGGUGUGCCAAUAUACAAGUAUGUACUUAUUUGCAAAUAAUUUAUACAAUGUGACCUAGUUGUAGAAUUCAACUUUUGAUUUUGUAAAUAAUCCAAUAUUCAUGUUUUACUCUCUGUAGAAUUUACAUAAUUACAUCGUAUGAACUUAA